This is a messenger RNA of Akanthomyces muscarius, 1137 nucleotides long. RefSeq lists its product as uncharacterized. The record is from RefSeq and is a predicted model, not a curated record. Gene Ontology annotation, cellular component: VCP-NPL4-UFD1 AAA ATPase complex. NCBI's taxonomy places the organism in Eukaryota, Fungi, Ascomycota, Sordariomycetes, Hypocreales, Cordycipitaceae. Gene Ontology annotation, molecular function: polyubiquitin modification-dependent protein binding. The transcript has 3 exons. The coding region runs from base 1 to 1137 and encodes 378 amino acids.
AUGUUUCAACCUGGAUUUGGAGGUAACUUUGAUCCGGGCAACUCGGAUCACCUCUACAACAUGGCGCGCCACGGCCGACGACCGAUUAUCCAGCGAUUCGACGAAUACUACAGAUGCUACCCCGUCAUUAUGGCUCCUGGAAACGAGCGGCCAGAGCUCAACUACGGUUCCAAGAUUCUUCUCCCGGCUUCCGCGCUCGACAAAGUAUCAAAGCUUCACGUGCAGUGGCCUCUGUUGAUGGAACUCAUCAACGGCGAGAAAGGACGUCACUCGCACGCCGGUGUCCUCGAGUUUAUUGCAGAGGAAGGCAGAGCGUAUAUUCCACAAUGGAUGAUGGAGACCCUAGGUAUGGAAGUCGGUGAUAUGAUCCAGAUCCGAACGACAUUGCUCGAGCUGGCCAAAAUGGUCAAGCUUCAGCCGCAAUCCACCAACUUUCUCGAGAUUAGCGAUCCCAAGGCUGUGCUGGAACGUGCUUUCCGGAACUUUGCCACGCUGACCAAGGGCGACGUUUUCAACUUUGAAUACAACGACGAGGUCUACGACGUGGCGGUACUGGAUGUGAAGCCGGAAACAGAUAAAAUGGGUGUCAGUAUGAUCGAGACCGAUGUGUCCGUCGAGUUUGCUCCUCCCGUUGGCUACGUCGAGCCAGAGCGGAAUAGUGGCACCAGCACACCCAGCACACGACCCGGUGUUCCGGCAGGCGGCGUAUUACACAGUCAAGGCACCAUGGCUCAAGCAAUCAACUACAGCGCCAUCGCCCCGUCCGUCACCAGCAAUCCCACAAAUUUCCUCGGCGAAGGCCAGCGGAUUGCCAAGAAGGGCAGCAAAACUGCCACUCCAAAGCCAGCAACGCCCGUACCUGUCGACGCAGUGGUUCCGCGACGACAGACCGGCGCGCCCGCCCCUCUCCGACUUGCGCCAAACAAGCUUUUCUUUGGCUACGAGAUCACACCCGUCAAGACCGACGCAGACAAGGAGAAGGAGAAGGAGAGUGUUGGCAAGCCUCACUUUGCGGGACAAGGACAGAGCCUGCGGGGCACCGUCAAGCGCAAGGGCGAAGAUGAUGACAAGGACAAGGCUCCUGGGAAGAAGGGCACUGGUGAGGGCCACCGGCUAGACGGAAAACAACCGCGUUAG